Messenger RNA from Colletotrichum lupini, 4314 nucleotides. Its product is annotated as patatin-like phospholipase. The transcript has 16 exons. NCBI's taxonomy places the organism in Eukaryota, Fungi, Ascomycota, Sordariomycetes, Glomerellales, Glomerellaceae. The coding region runs from base 1 to 4314 and encodes 1437 amino acids. Gene Ontology annotation, cellular component: Cdc73/Paf1 complex. Gene Ontology annotation, molecular function: triacylglycerol lipase activity. The record is from RefSeq and is a predicted model, not a curated record. Gene Ontology annotation, biological process: transcription elongation by RNA polymerase II; lipid metabolic process.
AUGGUCUUGCUCCAUCGCCAUUGGGCUCACGCUAGAGGCGUUGGAAGGGACGUUUCUCAGCCUCGUGUGGCGCAUAAGAGGUUGGGGAGGUCCACUGUAGCUGGAGCAUGUGCCGAAGUCCCCGCUCGGCAGUUUUACACGUACAAAGUGGCUUCAAGCACGUGUGGCGGUGCUUCAGCCUCACUCAGGCUUGAACUGACCUCCAGGUGGGUCACCUACCUCUGUGUCAACCACACACGCUCAAUUGGCCGCCAAAUUUCCAAUACCGAACACACUACAUCGCCUAUCGCACGAAUCAACGCCAUCAUGUCGGAUUCCGAAGAAUUGAACGAGCUUCCCGAGGAUGAGGAGGAGGACCUCUUCGGCGACGAGCCAGCAGACGAUCUUCAGGAAGACAGAAGUCGCGCCGGUAGCGUACGCGAAGACGCAUCCGACCGUGAUGAGGGUGAUGGCUACGGUAGAGAUGACGAGGCCCCUUUGCCGACCGAUUAUGAGACAAAGGUCAUCGAGGCCGUUGAAAUGCAACGUCAUCGCACUCCCAAGUCGAAAGACCAGAGAUUACGGUCUCUACGCGUCCCCAAGUUCAUGAAGAUCAUUCCCACGAUCUACGAUCCCGAGACUUUCGAGCCUACCGAGCACGAUAUUGAAAACGCGAAAGCCGACGUACCCAAGGCCGACAUCCGCGUUCGACGACAAGGAAACAAGCUGCAGAGCAACACCAUGAUUCACAGAUGGAGCGACGGUUCUGUGACUAUGACGGUCGGAGACGAACAUUUUGAAGUCUCUACCAAGGCACUAGCCCCCGGACCUAACGAACCAUACUCUGAGCUUCAGGAUGGACACUACUAUGCUGCUGCGGCGGAGUUGACCAGCAACUUCCUCAUGUUUGUUGGGCAUGUCACCGAUCAAUACAUUGUACGGCCCGGAAAGGAAGUGGCGGACGAUGCGCUCGCUGCACUCGCCGAGCGCAUGGCGUCGAUAUCGCAAAAGCCUCAGGAGAAGGACAUGAUCAUCAACACCAUUCAGGAUCCCGAGCUGCGCAAGAGGCAAGCGGAGCAGGCUGAGAAAGAGCGCAUGAAGAUGCAAAGACGUCGCGAGACUCAGACCGCACGUAUGGAUGCUACCCGCGGCGGAUUCGGUCGCAGUGGAGGCCUCUCCAUUGGCGACCUUGAGGGUGGACGACGUGGCGGUGGUUCGCGCAAGAGAGGCAUGCCUGGCGCGCCGAAGCAAAAAAGAAGACGUCCCGAGUAUGACUCUGACGAUGAUCUGCCUUCUGGCGCCCGCAGAGAAGACGAAUACGACAUGGAGGACGACUUCAUCGUGGCUAGUGAUGACGAGGUCAGCGAGGUUGAACAUGACGAUGACGAUGAGGAGCUCCUUGACGAGGCACCACGAUCCAAGAAGCGUCGGGUUUCGGAUGACGAAGACGCUGAUGGAGAUGAUGAUGACAACAUGGAGCCAAGUGGCAGAGGAAGGCGCCGUCACGUUGUCGACGAUGACGAUUCGGAGCUCGGUGGAGAGGAUCAAAUACAUGAGAGUCGCUUCGUGACAAUUGUCCUCCGAGUGUUGGCUGUACUGAGACUUGCGCGAACAAGUGGCACGACACGUGCAGCGUUUGAGCUAAAUCUUUGUCAUGGCUCUCAGACCGGACCGUUGGUAGCCAAUUUGACUUUGUUGGGAGCUGCGCAAGAUUUUUUUUUUCUCGAAAAUGUGAACAUCUCUCGGUGCUCACCCGAAAUACAAUUACCUCGGGCGGAUGACGUGAAGGGCCGUGGAGCAUGCCCAGCUCCCUUGCACUGCCAAAUUGCAAGCCAUUAUCACAUGUCGAAGCUCUCCGCCAGGGAUGAGGCAUUGGGCUUUAUGUACAGCAGCUCGGGAAGCAGCGGCAGCGCAGUUACACUGGGCAAAUACAGCAACCACUCACUAUCAUCCGGCAGCACCAAAAGGGAAACAUUGCAAAUGGAAGUUGCUGUGGGAAUUCGGCGGCAGAUCCGGACCCUGCCUGCUACCUUGCCCUCCGUGCAGCAGGCCGCAAAACAUAAGAGAGGUAAUGUCCGUAACCCUUUUAUUGCCGUGGGCCGAGCCAAACCACAGACACCUGUGACCUACGUGCCUACCUACCUUACCUAUCCGCACCGAAACCUCACAGCUGUCUGGCUGUCAUCGGCACGGUGGUUCGGUCAACUCAUCGUCCCUCCUCUCCCGCAGCCGCCGGGCCGUUCGAAGACACGAUUCUACCUUACUCUCGCAUCCCUCUCCCUCUCCAUCUUAGCGUCCACCAUCCGCUCGCCCGCUCGUUCGUUCGACCGCACGCGCGCUUCUUCUUCUACCACUUGGUACUACUACGGCCCUUGGAUCUCGAUCAAUCUUGUCAGAAUCUGCGAAAGCUCACCCGCAACACCCAGGCUCGACGUCGCAAACUCACCGUCCUUCUCUCACUCUCUCUUUAUCUCUGUAUAUCUAUCCUUCUGCUUGAUCUACAACCCAUCCUCCCAACCUAGACACGACGCUCGCCUCACGCCACCCGCCCAUAAUGCCAUAAUUGCCAUGAACACCCAAUAUCACUCUCGCCGUCGCGCAACCAUGGGAGUAGUCGUUGCGCUCUGGCAAGUGGCCGUAGAUGUGACGCAAUUCUGGCAACGGAAACUCCGCGAUUGGUACACACGCAAGACCCCCAUCGAACUAUGGCUCGAACUACUUCGCCAUGCCGAAGCCUUCGAAGACUGGGAAGAGGCGGCCCUGCAUCUAGAUAACCUGCUUGGACUGGACUUGUGGAGGAAUAAUCCAACGUCCAAGUACUACGAUUACCGCCUAAUCAACGAGCGCCUCAACUCCCUCAUCACCGCGAGAGAAGAUGGGAACCUGAACCAACUGGUCAACCUCCUUCGUUCCGGCCUGAUUCGCAACUUGGGCAACAUCACUGCCCCGACGCUUUACAACCGGUCCUUCGCUGGCACCAAGUAUCUAAUAGAGGAAUACAUUACGCAGAUUGCUGAAGCGGUCGAGGAUAUCACCCACUUGCCGACGACGCCUGGGUCUGAUCCUUAUGGAGCACCUGUCGGACUGACAAACCAGAUGAAGCUGGAUUUUAUCCAUGAUACAAGGCAGGCUUUCGGUAGGAGUACGCUCGUCCUGCAAGGCGGUGCCAUAUUCGGAGUAUGUCAUCUUGGUGUCGUGAAGGCGUUAUUUCUUCGAGGUCUCCUGCCGCGGAUCAUCACCGGAACCGCGACGGGCGCUCUCAUUGCCGCAUUGGUGGCCAUUCACACCGAAGAGGAGCUCCCCAACGUCCUCAAGGGAGAGGGUAUCGACCUGUCUGCUUUUUCUGGGAAAUCCAAGUCUGAAAAGGGCCCACAAAAGGAGCAGUCCUACGCAACGAGAUGGAAUACUCUUUUGCGGAGGCUAAAGAGAUUCACUCGAGAAGGCUAUUUCCUUGACGUCAAAGUGCUAGAGGACUGCGUGCGAGCCAACGUGGGUGACCUAACUUUCGAGGAAGCGUAUAAUCGGAGCAAGAGGGUGUUGAAUAUCACCGUUGCAACCGCCGAUCAAGGCGGUGUUCCAACGCUGCUCAACUACCUGACAGCACCCAACGUGCUUAUCUGGACUGCCGCGGUCGCCUCGAAUGCUUCCACUGCAACAUUGUAUGGUCACCGGGAAACCACGGUUCUCUGCAAAGAUGCCCAUGGCAACAUCGUACCAUGGGCACCCGCAAACACAAUCGACUUCCACCACUGGACUCACGUAUCUUAUUCGGACCGCGAGUCACCCCUUUUGAGGAUUGCCGAGCUGUUCAACGUAAACCACUUCAUCGUCAGCCAGGCUCGGCCUUACCUUAUUCCGUUCUUGCAGAGCGAUAUGCAUGGCCCAUCCCUCAUGGAGACGCGUAAUAGCACAACGUCCAUUACAGCAUUCCUAGCUCGUAUGGUUGGGCUAGAGCUCAGGCACCGGCUGCGCCAGCUGGACACGUUACGCCUCCUUCCAGCAGGCAUCCGGCGCUUCCUCGUCGACGAACAAGUGCCAGGCGCGUCCAUGACGUUAGUCCCAGAAGUGACCGCUGGCGACUUUGUGCGCCUGCUCGAGACGCCGACUAGAGAAACGCUGGACUAUUGGAUAUCGAGAGGGGAGCGGAGCGUGUGGCCUGCCGUUGCCGCGCUUCGCAUCCGUUGCGCGGUUGAAAACGAGCUAGAUAGGUCCUAUCAAACCGUCCGAAGGUUGAAGGCGGGCGGGCUCAGGAGAAAGGGCUCAACGGCGGCGGCGGCAUCGAUGGACAAUAAUAGCAAGGAACGGAGAGCUAGCAGUCUCGGGGCCGCACAUUGA